CUGUCUCUCUCUCUCUCCUUCACUGUCUCUCUCUUUCUCUCUCCUUCGCUGUCUCUCUCUCUCUCCUUCGCUGUCUCUAUCUCUCCUUCGCUGUCUCUCUCUCUCUCCUCUGAAACAGUGCUGGUUCUUCUAAGUCUCUAGCAGCCUCGCUGUCUCUGACUGUGGGUCUGACCAUUGCCAGUAACAGAAUAGUGUUUCAAGUUAUUAUUUAUGUUUGCCAGAAUCUUCAUCCCCAAAAAGCACCGGGAGCGCUUCGAUGACGUUGUGUCCCAGAGCCUGAUGGGCCGGCUCAAAGGGCGGAGCUUCAACGACCCCAGCCGCAACCACCUGCGCCGAUGCCGCAGCGAGGACCACCCGGAGCGACUGCUGGUGUCCACCCGGGCCAGCUCUGUCCCCUGAACGCAUGCCGAGGAGGGCGUGAUGCCCCCCAUCCGUGGCCUCAGGAAGACCACCUCACUCAACGCAGGGCACGCUGGCUACGCUGCAGCCCUUCGCAGGACGGUGAGAGUCUGCAAAGGGAACCUAAGUUUUGGAUUCACCCUCAGGGGCCAUGCACCUGUCUGGAUCGACUCAGUCAUCCCAGGGAGUCCAGCAGAUAAGGCGGGGCUCAAACCUGGAGACCGCAUCCUGUUCCUCAAUGGACUUGACAUGCGGAGUUGUUCCCAUGAGAAGGUCGUCUCCAUGCUACAGGGCAGCGGUGCCAUGCCCACCCUGGUCGUGGAGGAAGGACCCCCCACCUUCACGCUACCUGAGCCAGAGCAGCCAGGAGGGCCUGGUAGGGCGUCCCCGGGUGGAGGCGUGCCCCGCUCCCCAGUGCUCAACUCCCUGCAGUGGGUGGCUGAGAUCCUGCCUCCCUCUAUCAGGGUCCAGGGGCGCACCUUCGGGCAGCAGCUGGAGCACCUGCUCACCAUCCAGGAGAGAUACACCAUCUGCAAGGCCCUGGAGAGCUUCUUCCAGCAUAGGAAUGUUGACACUCUGAUUGUGGACGUGUUCCCGGUGUUGGACACGCCAGCCAAGCAGGUGAUCUGGCGGUUUGUCUACCAGCUUCUGACCUACGAAGAGCAGGAGCACUGCCAGAGCAAGAUUUCACGUUUCCUCGGUUACAAGGCUGCAGCGCCAGCCCCCCCACCUGAGCCAGAGCCCGCCCCCGAGCCCCAUCGCCGUAGCAGCUCCAUGAGAGUGACAGGAACCGCCUACAGGGCCAGCAUGCGUGGGCGGAGCUCUGACGACCUCAUCAUCGGCACUCACCUGGGGAUGGGGAUCCGUACUGAUCCAGUGGAGAUGGGGAUGAGGCUGGCUCCAGGAGAGAGACAGUCAGGAGACGGGACGUCCCUCCCAGAGACCCCCAACAACCUCACCAACCUGUCUGCGGUGUAUGCUGAGCUGGAGAACGUGUACUCAGGGAAGAGGUCCAAGUCUCUGAAGGCUCGCGCUCCUCCUCCGGCGGACAGUCUGGUAGAGCUGGAGGUCCUCGAACAUGCAGGCUCUCCGUCCAUGCACGCUAACACAGGUAGCCGUAAGGGCCCCCCACCACCUCCCUCCGCCUGGCAGGAGCCCCUCCCUAGCCCCCCUGCCCUGGUCCAGUUCUACCCCCCAGGUCUCACCUCCCAGACCAGUGCCGAGUCCAACCCCUACAUCAGCCUAGACAGCCCCCCUCCCUCUCCACCCGACUACCCUGCCAGCCCACCCUCCCACGCCCGUCUCAAUAAGAGGCGCUACACUUUCUCUCAUCCGCCGCGCUCCUCUGAUACAGACCGGUUCCUGGACGCACUGAGCGAACAGCUGGGUCAGAGGGUCGCCAUUGUAGAUGACUUCCUGUCACCUGAAAACGACUACGAGGAGGAUGUUGUCCAGAUGAGCUUCCCAGAUGAUGAGGAUGAGGACGAGGAUGAGGAGGUGGAGGUGGAUGAUGAAGAUGGAGAUGGUGGUUUCAUAAUACCCCCUGAGCUGAGCAGCCCCAGCGAGUGUCAGGGCAGCAGCGGAGAGGACGCCUCUUCCCUCACCUACUCCUCCUCCUCCGAACACAUACCCCCUCCCCCCAUGACUCCCCCGCCACCUCCGCCCAUCCAAUUCAAUGAUCCUCCUCUACCCCCAAGUUAUACCGCCACCCCUGAACAGUCUCCCAGAAUACAACUGCCUUUCCGCCGCCACCAAGGGCCACCUCCGCCCCCUCCUCCUCGCUCCAACCCACCGCCCAAACGCCAGUCCAUUCACAAAGUGCUUCCCACCCGGGAGGACUUGCUAGCCCACUCUGCAAUGCAGGAACAAAAUGUGUACCAGGAGAAACAAGCUUACCAGGAACAACAAGCUUACCAGGACCAACAAGCUUACCAGGACCAACAAGUGCAACAAGCGUACAAGGAGCGACAAGUGUACCAGGAGCAACGAGCAUUCCAGAAGCAACAAGCGUUUCAGGAACAAAAAGCUUACCAGGAGCAACAAGCACAACAAGCGCACCAGGAGCGACAAGCGUACCAGGAACAACAAGUUUACCAGGAGCAACAAGCACAUCAAGUGCACCAGGAGCGACAAGCGUACCAGGAACAACAAGCUUACCAGGAGCAACAAGCACAUCAAGAACAACAAGCAUUACAGAAGCAUCAAUCAUACCAGGAGCAACAAGCGUACCAGGAGCAAAGUAUUUACCAGGGGCACCAGUCACUGCCUGCCCAGUCCUCGCACAAAGCACACCCUCUGCAGCAGCUUCACCAGUCCCUGCCCCCCCUCCCCUCUCCAGAGGCAACCCACACCCAUCCAGACCUCCCAAACCACCCAGAACCCUCACUCUACCAGAUGCACCAAGCUCAACAACAGACUCGUCGUCAGAGCCGACGUCAGUCUCACUCAGCCACAUCACCUCACAAUCCCCCAGCCCAUUCCCCUGUCCAUCCAGAUCAACAGAGUCAGUACUCGGAGGCAAUCUAUCAGAGUAUUCAUACACAGUCACAUCACUCAUCCAUGGAGCGCCUUCAGCAAGCUCAUCAGGUCCAGCAGCACCACUCCUCCAUGGAGCUCCUUCACCAAGCUCAGCAGGUCCAGCAGCACCACUCCUCCAUGGAGCUCCUUCACCAAGCUCAUCAGGUCCAGCAGCACCACUCCUCCAUGGAGCUCCUUCACCAAGCUCAGCAGGUCCAGCAGCACCACUCCUCCAUGGAGCUCCUUCACCAAGCUCAUCAGGUCCAGCAGCACCACUCCUCCAUGGAGCUCCUUCACCAAGCUCAGCAGGUCCAGCAGCACCACUCCUCCAUGGAGCUCCUUCACCAAGCUCAGCAGGUCCAGCAGCCCCACUCCUCCAUAGAAUUCCUUCACCAAGCUCAACAGGUCCAGCAGCACCACUCCUCCAUGGAAUUCCUUCACCAAGCUCAACAAGACCAGCAGCACCACUCGUCCAUGGAGCUCCUUCACCAAGCUCAUCGGGUCCAGCAGCACCACUCCUCCAUGGAACUUCUUCACCAACCUCACCACUCAUCCACAGAGCUCCUUCACCAAGCUCAUCAGAUCCAGCAGCACCUCUCAUCCACGGAGCUCCUUCACCAAGCUCAUCAGAUCCACCAAGAUCAGCCUGCAUCACUACCCGUACAUCUGGAUCAGGAGAUCCACCAGUCUCUUCAGAGCCAUCAGACUCACCCAUCUUCCCAGGCCAGCCACCAGGGUCAACAGACUCGUCAAUCUCUCAAGUCUCAUCGCACUCACCAGCCAUCCCCCCAGCGUCCCCACUCCAUCCAGCAGACUUACCACCACACUCCCCAGAUCCAGCACAUCCACCACCAGGUCCCUCCCCAGCCCACUCAGCCAGAGCUCCAUCAGAUCCACCUAAUCCACCAGCCCAUCCAGCAGCGCCACCACCCCCAGCCCACCCUGUCCACCUUCCAGCCCCUUCCACCCCACCAGCCCACCCUGUCCACCUUCCAGCCUCUGCCCCAACACCAACCCCACCAAACCCACCAGGUCCACCCCUCCAACCAGGGUCGUCCUCAGUCCCAGCCUUCUCAGCGGCUAUUCAGUCAAUCCCAGUCUCACCACCACUCCCACUCCCACCACCAACCCCAGCCCCAACCUCAGCCCAAUCAGCAUUCCCAGUCCCAGAAUAACUUGGACCAGUUGGGGAAACAGGAGCCCCCUCCUCCUCCGCCCCUGCCCCCUCCUGGAACCCCUCCUCCGCUGCCUUGCCCAGGCCUUCUGAGGAUGGACUCCAAUCAUAUGAGUGUAAAGAGGCUACGCUGGGAACAGGUGGAGAACUCUGAGGGCACCAUCUGGGGACAGUUGGGGGAGGAUUCGGAUUAUGACAAACUGAAUGACAUGGUGAAGUAUCUGGAUCUGGAACUGCACUUUGGGACACAAAAGAACCCCAUUUCUCUUCCAGACCCAGCCCCUCAGUCGGAGACUUUCAAGAAGAAAGACGUAGUUGAGAUUCUGUCCCAUAAGAAGGCCUACAACGCAUCCAUCCUGAUUGCCCACCUGAAGCUGUCCCCGGGUGAACUACGCCAGGUGCUGAUGACCAUGGCCACAGAGCGGCUGGAGCCGACCCACAUCAAGCAGUUGCUGCUGUACGCCCCCGAUGCAGAGGAGGUCAAGCAGUAUGAACAGUACAGCGAGGACCCAGCCAAACUCAGCGAGCCUGACCAGUUUGUACUACAGAUGCUGUCAGUACCAGAGUACAAGACUCGCCUGAGAAGCCUUCACUUUAAAAGCACCCUGCAGGAGAAGACAGAGGAGAUGAGGGUCGGCUACGACUGCAUCUACAACGCCUCCAUGGAGCUCAAGACCAGCAAGAAACUGGCCAAGAUACUGGAGUUUGUGCUGGCGAUGGGGAACUAUCUGAACAACGGUCAGCCUAAGACUGGCAACAAAACCACGGGGUUUAAGAUCAACUUCCUCACUGAGCUCGGCACCACAAAAACAGUGGAUGGGAAAUCUACGUUUCUGCACAUCCUUGUCAAGUCACUGUGUCUUCACUUUCCCAACGUCCUGGAUUUUGCCAAGGACCUCACCACGGUUCCCCUGGCAGCCAAAGUGAACCAAAGGACCAUCACAUCUGACCUGAACGACCUUCACACCACUAUCCAGGACAUCCGAUCUGCCUGCCAGAAAAUGCCUGCUACAGCAGAUGACCGCUUCGCUGCAGUCAUGAGUGGCUUCCUGGAGAACAUCCACCCAGCACUACAGUCUCUGGAGUCCCUGCAGCAGAGGGCCAUGGAGGAGUGGUCCAAGACAGCCUCCUUCUUCGGAGAGGACAGCCAAGCCACCAACACAGAGUCGUUCUUUGGGAUAUUCACUGAGUUCCUCGCCAAGUUUGAGAGAGCUCUUAGUGAGAACCAGACCAAUGAGAACCCUCCUAGGAGUCCCAGGAGCCCAAGAAUGGCCUCACCCCUGGCCUGGUGAUCAGAGAGACAGGAAGAAGGGUUGGCAGGCUGGCAUACAGGCAGGCAGGCAGGCAUACAGGCAGGCACACACACACUCUCUAUCUCUCGCUCACACACACACGGACAGGAGCGGAUGCGAAUAUCCGCAUACAUGCACAAACACAAACACACAAACGCACUUAUAGUAUUUCAAUUUUUGUAAUACAAGAAAUGUAUAUUGUGGGAAUUAGGUUGUCUGCAUAGUUGAGCAUACAGGGCUUUAAUACGUGACAGUGUAGUUUGAAUGUCCAGCUAGUUUAACACCUCAAACUUUGUAUAUUUCAUGGCUAUAGAGUGUUCCUCUGGAACAGACAAAUUAAGCUAUACUGGAUCAAUGGUUUUGCUUUUUAUAUAUUUGUAAAUAGAAAUGUUAUACCAUUUAUAGAAAUGCAAAGACUCAUGAAAUGGACUAGGAAAGAGACUGACAUCAGUAACUAUGUGAACCCAGCUGUCUGAUAUACUGUAUGUGAAUGUAUGAUACAAUUAUAGGCUAGAAAGAUUAAGUCUACAGAACAUGAUCAGCAAUGGUAAACAGACUACUGGAUCGUUUUGAGAGACAUACCGAUUUAAACUAUUAUUGCUAAAAACAUGUAUUUGAUACUUCAGCAGUUAAAAGAGAUGACAAUGUCUGUGUCAAUGAUUUGAGAAUUAAAUGUGUAUUAUAUAUUGUACCACUAAAAUAUAACUGUAAUGAUAUAUGUAAUACAGGAUAUACAUAUUUAAGUAGUCAAUUAUGAAAUGCUUUCCAAUAAUUUACAUUUUUUAAAUGAUUUACCUGUUCCAUAUUUUUGUAAGCCACCCACCACACUGAAUGUAUUUACAAGUUAUUCAUUUUGAAUGAAGUGUGUCUUGUACCAUAUCCAGUGGAUACUCAUUACUACAAAUGAAAAGGAAUGUUAUGAAAAUGAAAACACAUUGUGCUGUUAACUAUCUGUUCCUCUCCGUCUCUGAUUGUGUUGAUACUGACCUGCUGUAAACGGGCAGUGUUCUAUUAUGAACAGUAGGAGGAUUUGGUACAUUUUCAUGAUCAUUUCUGCAUACUGCACCUUCACUUUAACCUCUAGAAUUCAAUGAGGGGACACACUACUUUCUUCAAGCACAUUACUUAAAGGGAUAGUUCACACAAAUGAGAAAAAUUACAUUUUGGUUUCCUUACCCUGUAAGCAGUCUAUGGCCAAGGUACGACGGCAAUCCAAGCGUUGGUUACGUUUCCCUGGCACUGUUCCCUGGCACUGUUCCCUGGCACUGUUCCCUGGUACUGUUCCCUGGCACUGUUCCCUGGCACUGUUCCCUGGCACUGUUCCCUGGCACUGUUCCCUGGCACUGUUCCCUGGUACUGUUCCCUGGCACUGUUCCCUGGCACUGUUCCCUGGUACUGUUCCCUGGCACUGUUCCCUGGCACUGUUCCCUGGCACUGUUCCCUGGCACUGUUCCCUGGCACUGUUCCCUGGCACUGUUCCCUGGCACUGUUCCCUGGCACUGUUCCCUGGCACUGUUCCCUGGCACUGUUCCCUGGCACUGUUCCCUGGCACUGUUCCCUGGCACUGUUCCCUGGCACUGUUCCCUGGUACUGUUCCCUGGCACUGUUCCCUGGCACUGUUCCCACAUUCUAAUGUUUUAGGAUUUGUGACUCAAAUCCCAUUCAAGUCAUGUGACCGAUAUUAGCAUUUUUCAUGCAUCAUGUCUAAAUAAUCCAAAAGUAUCUUAAAUUGAUUGUGAAGCUCAACAAAGUCACUUAUACAGUAGAUGAUAUGAACAUGAUGCGUGAAAAUUAUAACAUCAGUCCUGUGACUUGAAUGGGAUUUGUGCCACAAAUGCUAAAAUGUUAGUAGUGUCAGGGAAACUAAACUAAAGUAUGGAUUGCUGUCAUACUUUGCCCAUAGACUGCUUGUAGGGUAAGGAAACCAAUAUGUAAUUUUGUAAUAUGGCUGAACCAUCCCUUAAACAGUAACUCUAGGGACUUUAAUGUCAUAGGAUGUUAAUACUUAACUUCAUCAAACCUUGUUUUAACAUAUCUUUGUCAUUUUACAUAUUCAAUUAAAGCAACACUGGUCUCCAGCUUUUUAGACAUUCGUUACAUGAGAGAAAUAGGACAUUCUUUAGAACUAAUGUGGAUCAUUUUAAAUGAAUAAGAUAAGGCAGAUGUAAGAAGACGUGCUUAUAAUGUUAUUCAGAACAUGUCGAUAAGUUAUUGCCAUCAUUUGUUUUCUAACGGUAUGAUCUUAAUGUCUGACUUUGUCGUCUGGAUAGCUAUACAUAUUCAGCAAUGUGUUCUGGAAGUUGUUGCUCUCGGAUAAGUCUAUGUUUUGUAUUGUAACAGCCAACGCUGACAAAUAAAAAGCCUGGUAUAAGAACAUUA
Oncorhynchus gorbuscha (pink salmon) is the source of this 7761-nucleotide messenger RNA. RefSeq names its product glutamate receptor, ionotropic, delta 2 (Grid2) interacting protein, a (gene grid2ipa). The transcript has 19 exons. Bases 421 to 5382 code for a protein of 1653 amino acids. NCBI's taxonomy places the organism in Eukaryota, Metazoa, Chordata, Actinopteri, Salmoniformes, Salmonidae. Gene Ontology annotation, molecular function: protein binding. The record is from RefSeq and is a predicted model, not a curated record.